Salvia splendens (bonfire salvia) is the source of this 567-nucleotide messenger RNA. Its product is annotated as probable histone chaperone ASF1A. Gene Ontology annotation, biological process: DNA replication-dependent chromatin assembly. Gene Ontology annotation, molecular function: histone binding. Gene Ontology annotation, cellular component: chromatin; nucleus. The transcript has 2 exons. The record is from RefSeq and is a predicted model, not a curated record. The coding region runs from base 1 to 567 and encodes 188 amino acids. Lineage: Eukaryota; Viridiplantae; Streptophyta; Magnoliopsida; Lamiales; Lamiaceae.
AUGAGCGCCGUCAACUUGAAAGACGUCACCGUAUUGAGCAAUCCGGCUCCAUUCGUCGAUCCUUUCCAAUUCGAGAUCUCACACGAAUGUUCCACUCCCCUCGAAGACGAUCUAGAGUGGAAGCUCAUCUAUGUUGGAUCAGCUGAGGAUGAAACAUACGACCAAGUCCUGGAAAGCGUGCUUGUCGGGCCUGUUAACGUUGGUAAUUACUGUUUCGUAUUCAAAGCUGACCCUCCGGACCCAUCCAAAAUUCAAGAGGAAGAUAUUAUUGGAGUCACUGUGCUACUCUUGACUUGCUCCUAUCAGGGCCAAGAAUUUAUCCGAGUAGGAUACUACGUUAACAACGACUAUGAGGACGAGCAGCUAAAAGCAGAGCCGCCUCAAAAGGUUCUACUCGAUAAGGUCCAAAGAAACAUCUUGGCUGAUAAACCUAGAGUUACGAAAUUCCCUCUCAAUUUCUGUCCAGAAAAGAAUGAAGAUGAAGAGCAGCAGCCGGAGCUUGUUGCAGAAGCUAGCAAGAAGGGAGAUGAGCUUCUACCCAACCAGUCUUCCGUCGAGUGUUCCUAA